Molecule: messenger RNA, 645 nt
Organism: Polyodon spathula (Mississippi paddlefish)
Lineage: Eukaryota; Metazoa; Chordata; Actinopteri; Acipenseriformes; Polyodontidae
Product: paired box protein Pax-7-like
Exons: 4
Coding region: 1-645 (214 amino acids)
Biological process (GO): anatomical structure development; regulation of transcription by RNA polymerase II
Molecular function (GO): RNA polymerase II cis-regulatory region sequence-specific DNA binding; DNA-binding transcription factor activity, RNA polymerase II-specific
Source: RefSeq, a predicted model, not a curated record
AUGAUAAGAUUAUCUUCGAAAGGGUUUGGCUCCUCCUCCUCACGCGCUCGUCUCCUCUCCCCAGGGACCCGCAUGGACGAGGGCUCGGACGUGGAGUCGGAGCCAGACCUGCCUCUGAAGAGGAAGCAGCGCCGCAGCCGCACCACCUUCACCGCGGAGCAGCUGGACGAGCUGGAGAAGGCCUUCGAGAGGACGCACUACCCAGACAUCUACACCCGAGAGGAGCUGGCUCAGAGGACCAAGCUGACCGAGGCCCGCGUGCAGGUGUGGUUCAGUAACCGCAGGGCCAGGUGGCGCAAGCAGGCUGGUGCCAAUCAGCUGGCAGCCUUUAAUCACCUGUUACCAGGAGGAUUCGCGCACACCGGAAUGCCAACCUUGCCAACGUACCAGCUUCCAGAGUCCAGCUACCCCACAUUAUCCCAGGAUGGCAGCAGCGGCACAGUGCACCGGCCCCAGCCCCUUCCCCCCUCCACCAUGCACCAGGGGGGUCUCACAGGAGACAGCGGCUCCGCCUACGGGCUUGCGUCCAACCGGCACGGCUUCUCCAGCUACUCGGAGAGCUUCAUGAACCCAUCUCCGUCCAGCAACCACAUGAACACAGUCAGCAACGGGCUGUCACCACAGGAACAGUCUGCUCAUCUGUGA